Aspergillus wentii DTO 134E9 is the source of this 2685-nucleotide messenger RNA. RefSeq names its product Hid1 family protein. Bases 1 to 2685 code for a protein of 894 amino acids. The record is from RefSeq and is a predicted model, not a curated record. Lineage: Eukaryota; Fungi; Ascomycota; Eurotiomycetes; Eurotiales; Aspergillaceae. The transcript is spliced from 8 exons. Gene Ontology annotation, cellular component: Golgi medial cisterna; membrane; Golgi trans cisterna.
AUGGGAGCCUCGGAGUCGAAGCUAGUCUUCAAACAAGGAAUCUUCCGCCUUUCAGAGGAGAAGGAUAUUCCAGCGGACGAUCCCUACUGGGCCAGAUUCUGGGAGCUCCCAGAGUCAACAGAGGAUGUCUUCAGUUUAUUCACCCCCGCGGACAUACGACGAACUCGCGACCAUGCCUUAUCAAACUUCGAAACGUUACUGCUUUCAGCUACAUCUCGUCUCAAUAUCCUGAAAAAUCACCCGUCGUUUCCGGACCCGGAUCUUGCUCCUGACAGAGACGCACUCAACUGUAUCCGUAUUCUGACUCGGCUCCUCCCCUUUGUCUUCGAGGCAGAACACUUGGAGGAGUGGAAGGAAAAGUUCUUUUGGGCACGUCGCAAGAAGAAGACCAGGCAGGCACAGGUUGCGGCCGAUGUGCUUUUUGAUGAAGCGCAAACUGAAGAGGGGGGAAAUGAGGGAUCCCCGCGGACUGAUGAAUAUGAAGAUGUGAAACCGUUGGCAGAGGAGUUGGUCGACACUUUGCUCGAGCUUUUGUUCUUCACGGACUUUACCAUUCCCAGACUUCCAACGACAAAAAGCAAGGUUUCCUUUUCGAUUUGGCAGAGCGGUGUUGGUUGCAACACUUCCAUGGGGUCGAAUAAAGAGCUGGAAAGCAACCGUUGCGAGAUCCUCCGGCUGUUGCUCACAUUGACGGGAGAGGCGAUGUACAUGCCUUCUAAUAUAUUGCCGGUGCAAGGUGUGAGGGUUAUCACAUACAUCACAACUUGCUCUGACAAGCAGGCCGUCCUCACCCUAUUAUGCUCGCUGUUGAAUACUGCAGUUAAAUACAACCCUGCUUCCUGGAGAGUGCCAUAUGACCAUGUGGUGUGGAAAGAUCCCAAACAAAUUCUGGUCAUAUACUGCUUGCAAUUUCUUCUUGUUCUACUUCUAUACCCUAUUCCUGAGGAUGGCCGCGGAAGUCCACCAAAGAACUACUACCGUCACUACUUUGGGCGAUUGCAUCGGCCCCAAGAUUUUCAAUUUCUUGUUGACGGAAUGACCAGGAUUCUGAACCAACCGAUGCAAGCGACAAACUCCUACCUCCCCGGAAGCCAAAGAUCUGUCAAGUGGGCACCCGAGAUGCUGGUUCUCUUCUGGGAAGCCUUGCAGUGCAACAAACGAUUCAGGUCAUUUAUCAUUGACUCGAACCGCUCGCACGACUUCCUGAUUUUGUGCAUCUUCUAUUCCAUUGAGUACAGGUGCGAUCCUGCCAAGCAGGGUGUCGUCCGGAUGUGCAUUUUCAUUUUACAAACCAUGAGCGUGGAGGCCAAUUUUGGAAAGAGCUUGAAUAAGAAAUUUGAAGCGCAAGAAACCUUACCGCUUAACAUUCGUAUCCCGGGAUUCAAGGGCUCUUAUGCCGAUUAUCUGAUCAUGUCCAUUCACACUCUCAUCACCGCAAGCAAAGGGAAUUUGAACGCUGUAUACCCAGCUCUGCUGGCAAUCAUAAAUAACAUAGCCCCAUAUGUGGAGCAUAUGUCCCCAGGAGCAUGCUCAAAGAUCCUGCAGCUUUUCUCGUCCAUGUCAGCACCUAGUUUCUUACUCGCUAACGAGACCAACCAUACGCUUCUUUCUUCUGUGCUUGAAUCUAUCAACUCGAUUCUCGAGCAUCAAUUUACUAAAAACCCGUACCUCGUUUACGCAAUCCUAAAGUAUCGCAAACGUUUCGAGGCGGUCCGCGCUUUUACACUUGAAAGUGGCCAGCAAGAAAUAGAGCGUCAAAAUGAGAAGAAAAAGGCCGACAAUGAGUCGAACAACAUUGUGUCUAGCCCGACACUUUCACAGUCUGAAGAGGACCUCCAUGGCUCUUCAGAUGCACGAUCAGCAUUGACUCGUAUUCCAGAAGAGAAUAGCCCCUUUGCAAUCGGUGGGGAUGACGAUUCCGACGAUGAGCGAGAAGAACACAAUACCCCAUCCCAGUCUUCUCCUUCACUUGAAAAUUCCCGAAGGACCUCCACUUCGUCGACCUUGGACGAGAGCGUCCCUCUGCAAUUGCGCGGGAUGUCCGAGAAGGCGCGGGGUAAAAUGCCAGCUGGGCAGCCAUCCUUUUCUAGACAGAACAGCAUGACCAGCCAAAGUAGCAUGUCUAUCCCUUUCCCGGUGUCUUCCAGUGGCUUCACACCCACAGCAUCUUGGAUCGAAUCCUGGUUGCAUGAGCUUCCCCUUCACACUAUUCUUACGAUCAUCUCGGUCAUCACUCCCCACGUUCCUGACACUGCUUUCCAGUCAGCUUCAAAUCCAGAGGCCCGAACUUUGAUCGCAAACAUUCAUUCCUUUGUGGAGGACCCGAUGAUCCAGAACUUCAUCGUUGAGCCUUCACCAGUUCGUGUACAUUCAUUUGAAUGGUCAGCUCUUUCAAUGGGCUGGUACGAGUCUUUACUUUGGGGAUUUAUCUUCUCGAGUGAGAUGGUCGUGGGCUCUGCGUCCGGCGCCACCCCCGGAACAGUCGGAGUGUGGAAUGGAACUAGUAUCAAGCUAUUUAGGGUCCAGGAAGCAGCCGCACAGGGCCCUACGCUGCUUGCGCCUAAGGGUGCCGUCGAUGCUGUUGGAAGCAAUUUGGUCCAGCGCAUCGGAAACCUGAGUCUGAGACGUAACAGUGGACAAGAGUCCCAGAACGGUUCCAGACCCCCGAGCAUUCGAGAAGUCUAG